AUGAGUUCCUCGCAGACCGGAAAGAAGAGCCUAGUGCUCAACGCCUUUGUAGAGAUGUGCAGUGGCCACCAGUCACCUGGCCUAUGGCGACACCCCGACGACCAGUCCUCGCGCUUCAACGAGAUUGAGCACUGGACCGAGCUGGCCAAGCUUCUCGAAGAGGCCAAGUUCCACGGCAUCUUCAUCGCCGAUGUUCUGGGUGGCUAUGAUGUCUACACCGGCUCCCUGGACCCGGCCGUCCGCUCUGGCGCGCAAUGGCCGGUACACGAGCCCCUGGCCGUCAUCUCUGCCAUGGCCGCAGUGACCAAGAGCAUCGGCUUCGGAGUCACCGUGUCAACGACCUAUGAGCAGCCCUACCACCUGGCCCGGAGGCUGUCCACCCUCGAUCACCUUACCAAGGGACGGAUCGGAUGGAACAUCGUCACCUCCUACCUGGACUCUGCAGCAAAGAACAUGGGUUUAGCUCAGCAACCCCAGCAUGACGACCGAUACGCUCAAGCUGAGGAGUACAUCAAGGUCAUGUACAAGCUGUUUGAGUCGUCGUGGCGAGACGACGCCGUUGCGCUCGACCGCGCGUCAGGCAUCUACACUCACCCUGACCGCGUCCGCAAGAUCAACCACAACGGCAAGUUCUUCACCGUCCCGGGCCCUCACAUCUGCUCGCCCAGCCCGCAGAGGACGCCGCUGCUGCUGCAGGCCGGUACGUCAAAGGCCGGCAAGGUGUUUGCCGCGCAGCACGCCGAGGCCAUCUUCGUCUCUGCGCAUGCGCCCCAGGUCUGCGCCAAGAGCAUCGCCGAGAUCAGGGAGCUGGCCAAGACGCAGUUUGGGCGCGAUCCCAGCAACAUCAAGGUCCUUGCCUUGGUGUGCCCGAUCCUUGGGAGGACGGAGGAGGAGGCCCAGGCCAAGUUGGCCGACUACAGGCAGUACGCCUCGCUCGAGGGAGCCCUUGCGCUGUUUGGUGGCUGGACGGGUAUUGACCUGAGCCAAUAUGGCGACGAGGAGGAAUUGCGAGAGGUGGAGAGCAACGCCGUCAAAUCUACCGUCCAAGGCUACGCCAGGUUCUCUCCUGGCACGGCCAAAUGGACCAAGCACACCAUUGCCGAGCACGUCAGCAUCGGCGGCAACGGCCCUGUGCUGGUGGGCACGGCCGAGCAGGUGGCCGACGGGCUCGAGACGUGGAUUCAAGAGGCCGACAUUGACGGCUUCAACUUUGCCUACACUCUCUUCCCUCAGUCCUUCAAGGACAUUAUCGAGCUGCUGCUCCCCGAGCUGAAGAAGCGCGGCCUCUUCUGGGACGACUACGCCGUUCCGGGAGGCACGUACCGCGAGAACUUUUACCGCAAGACUUCACAGACUGGGCCUCUGGAUGAGCAUGUUGCGUCGACCUUUAGGUGGAAGGCGGGCGUUUCAGCAGAGGACGCGGUUAUUCCUGAGAUUUAG
This is a messenger RNA of Trichoderma reesei QM6a, 1440 nucleotides long. RefSeq lists its product as uncharacterized. The record is from RefSeq and is a predicted model, not a curated record. The transcript is spliced from 8 exons. Gene Ontology annotation, molecular function: monooxygenase activity; oxidoreductase activity, acting on paired donors, with incorporation or reduction of molecular oxygen. Bases 1 to 1440 code for a protein of 479 amino acids. Lineage: Eukaryota; Fungi; Ascomycota; Sordariomycetes; Hypocreales; Hypocreaceae.